Molecule: messenger RNA, 1785 nt
Organism: Toxoplasma gondii ME49
Lineage: Eukaryota; Apicomplexa; Conoidasida; Eucoccidiorida; Sarcocystidae
Exons: 5
Coding region: 566-1270 (234 amino acids)
Molecular function (GO): zinc ion binding
Source: RefSeq, a predicted model, not a curated record
UGACCCUCUCUCAUAUCGAGAUGCUCACUGACAUCACAAUGCGUCAAAACGAAUGUGCUGCACAAGCGGGUUCGUGCAUUAGUUAGUAACAGAAAACGUGUUCAAUCGACUGCUUGUUUUCGCUAUUCGCUCUACCAAGGAGGGCUUGUGAGUGUGGUGAUAAUAGACCACGCGUUUUCAGGUUUUCAGGAAACUGGACUGUCCUGGCCCUCGAAGACGGAUUAGAACGGAAGUCCAUAUCAUCUGCCUCACCGAAUCCAUAGCAUUCACGUCCAGAGUGUUUUGGCAGACAUGGAGUUCGCGACACACUCGUCGAUUUAGUGAACUCAAGCGCGGUGGCUGAACGGGGAACAUGUGAACUGACGAGAAUCCCUUCUCUUCUGACCAGGCUAUUGAGCGAGGAAGCUCGAAAGACCCGAGCCACAACCAAAUACUCUUUCAGCCAGCCAUUCAGGCCUUCCUCUCAAUGACGUACUGUUGACUGUCCUGUUAGGCCAUCACUGUUCAACGACGCUGUGAGAUGUAAACGUCUGGUGCCGUAUGGGCGGCGGCGAGGUUUCCACAAAUGUAUUUGUUUCGCUCGGAAUCUUUGGACUGUGAAAUUGGAAUGAACGAGACAAGGGAAGAGAGUGCGAGGGUGGUAUCGGACUCUCCAGUAGGAUACUCAGGUAGGUCAGGCCCCGAGACAGUACUGGAACAAUGCACAGGAGAAGCAGGCCUGACACUCGUGGAAGUCCUCCGAGCGAUCAAGCAGGCAAAAGUCGCAGGAGCCGACCUUGGGGUUUUCUUUCACUUACUCGAUUCGCUCCUUCCACCCGCGCUUCUUCAGGAAGCAGUUGAUUGCAUGGAGAGAGGAGCAGUGACAGCUUACUGCUGCUCGGAUUCGACGGCCGCUUUCCAUGUCGUGCGUCCUGGUCAGGAAGAUUUGUCAGUGUUUGCCGCGAAAGGAGGAAGGACUCUCACAGGUGACAGCGAACCAUCCUCAGCAAUUGGGAACCGAGACAACGCCGGCGCGUGUCGCUCUCGCGGCUACCUAGUUCUGCCUCGGCAUUGCUCAUGCAAGGCUUUCCAGUGCAAUGUUUUGGCACAAGAAUCGGAUUUGACGUGCGUUCAUGAAAUUGCAGUGCAGUUGGCAGAGGCCAUGGACUGCGUUGGUCGUCGUGUGGUCUUGGAACCAGAAGAAUUCUCUCAGCGCCUUCUUGACGCAAGUGCAGAGACAGUGCAACUCCAACGUCUUCAUAGGCAGCCACAGCCGAGUGACAGUGUUUAGCUCUGGAGUUGAGAUGGUGGAGGUUUUUCGAUCGUGAAUGGAUUAGGGAUUUGGCGCUGAAAGCACAGAUAUUUCUUGAGAGGUGGUUUUCCUGCGUUUACGUCAACUGCGUUAUACGAAGCCACGGCAAAAAAUCCACAAAAGUUUGUGCUGGCACUGUCACUGCGCAUGACGGACGUAAACGCUUUACCAGCUCUGGCUCGUUUCUCUGCUCUCGUAGCCUGCUUUUUUUCGCUAAAACUAAAAACUAAAGUGAUUCUGACCCUUAUACGUAUUACCAAGAAGACAACGAAACCGUUGAAGUCACGUGAAUGAGAGGUGGAGAACUGCAACAAAAUGAAGCAUGAAUCGAGAACAGGCUUGUCGCAGAAUGUUCUCGAGUUUGUGUUGAUGCUGCGUGCGGCCUUUUUCGCAUCAACACCGAGGCGUCUCAGCCAAACAUUGCUUGCGAUGGUCGCGCACACUUGACCGAAGUGAAACCGAUGACGCAGACCGUUUUGAAGAAACCUUGUUCG